ACCAUCUAGGAGUAUCAAACCAUAAUUUUUCUAUUUUUAUAUACCCUGAAAGAUCUUUUUGUUCCCUACAUUGAAGAUUUUUAAUUAAAGUAUUAAAAGAUUGUGUUGACAGAGCUUGCAGACAGUGUUCUUCGGAGGAUUGUUAAGUGUUUUACAGUGUAAAAUGGAACUACAGAAUGUAUCAAACGGUCACCAUGUUCUCAACUCUGACAGAAUUCUUGAGAAUGGAUCUGAUGCUCUUGAAAACAUGACAGAGGGGGAUACCUUCCUCCCCAGUAAGAGUAAUGGAAAGACAGAAACUCAGUUUACAGAUUUCGAGGGAAAGACUUCUUUCGGAAUGUCUGUUUUCAACCUCAGCAAUGCCAUUGUAGGCAGUGGAAUUCUGGGACUGGCUUAUGCCAUGGCCAACACCGGAAUCAUCCUUUUUGUAAUCCUGUUGCUAUUCAUUGCUGUUCUCUCUGCCUACUCCAUACACCUGCUUCUGGAGAGUGCAGGAGUGGUUGGGAACCGUGCAUAUGAACAGCUUGGGAACCAUGCAUUUGGUCAACCUGGGAAAAUAUUAGCAGCAUGCAUUAUAACACUGCAUAACAUUGGAGCAAUGUCCAGUUACCUGUUCAUUGUGAAAAUAGAGUUACCUCAUAUUAUCCAAGGUCUUCUGCCAGAUAACUCAGAUUUCUGGCUUCCUGACGGGAGGUAUCUCAUCAUCAUCGUCAGUGUCUUGUUCAUUCUUCCCCUGGCAUUGAUGAAACAACUUGGGUAUCUGGGCUACACCAGUGGUUUCUCCCUCAGCUGUAUGGUCUUCUUCCUUAUAGCUGUCAUCUACAAGAAGUUUGUCUCAGAGUGUCCUGAUGAACACAGCUAUAACAAAACUGUGCCCACUGAAAGCAUAUACAACUCCACCGAUGACAUGUGUGAAGCUAAACUCAUAACUGUUAACCCAGAGACUGCUUUUACCAUUCCAAUUAUGGCAUUUGCUUUUGUGUGUCACCCUGAAGUGUUGCCCAUUUACACAGAACUCAAAAAUCCAAGCAAGAAACGCAUGCAAAAAGUUGCUAAUAUCUCUAUUUUGGCCAUGUUUGUCAUGUACCUGCUGACUGCCAUCUUUGGCUACCUCACCUUCUAUGGAACUGUGGAGUCAGAGCUUCUGAAUAUGUACAGUAAAAAAGACACCCUGAUGCUGUGUGUUCGGCUGGCUGUGGUGAUAGCAGUGACACUGACCGUUCCCGUGGUCCUUUUCCCGAUUCGUCGUGCUGUAUUGCAGCUUCUUUUCCCCGAUAAACCUUUCCACUGGGUGCGUCACAUCUCCAUCGCUGUUUGCCUCCUUUUCUUAGUCAACCUGCUCGUCAUCUUUGUGCCCAACAUUCGUGACAUCUUCGGCUUCAUCGGUGCCACAUCUGCUCCCAGCCUCAUUUUUAUUCUUCCGGGAAUAUUCUACAUUUACAUCGUCCCUGAAGAAAAGGAGCCGUUGAAAUCUCGGCCAAAGAUCCAGGCGAUUGCAUUUGUGACACUGGGUUUCAUCUUCAUGAUUAUGAGCAUUACGUUCAUCAUAAUCGAGUGGGUCACCGGAAAGAAGACGUUGGGUGGCCACUGAAAGAGCACCACCGGAUUCCAAACCUUAAAGACCAAAUCUAAUACAGAACACAAAACUCUUGAACCUGCAACGUCUGCAUCAGGUUCAGUUU
This is a messenger RNA of Carassius carassius (crucian carp), 1682 nucleotides long. RefSeq names its product sodium-coupled neutral amino acid transporter 5-like. Gene Ontology annotation, biological process: serine transport; L-glutamine transport; L-histidine transmembrane transport. The coding region runs from base 164 to 1591 and encodes 475 amino acids. Gene Ontology annotation, molecular function: L-glutamine transmembrane transporter activity; glycine transmembrane transporter activity. The record is from RefSeq and is a predicted model, not a curated record. The transcript is spliced from 16 exons. NCBI's taxonomy places the organism in Eukaryota, Metazoa, Chordata, Actinopteri, Cypriniformes, Cyprinidae.